AUAUCAUGUUAUCAAUGUUAUCAUGUUGUUUUUGAUCCGAGGAGUGAACAGUGGUCGGACAGAAUAGUUUGUAGACGUAGUAUUUGGUUUAACGGCUACUACUGCUGCAGUCGACAGAUUCGUAAUAUUCCGCUAGAAAAUUAUAUUAUUUAAUAUAUUAUUAUACGUAUAUUUAUUAUUGUUUUUUUAUCGUUUUAAACGUAUUUUAUAUUUUACUCAUACGGUAUGGUAUUACUUAUACAAAAUACUACUCCGUAGAACCCAUUUGGACGUUUUUCGUUCUAGUCUCGGCGGUGAUUUUCAGAAAAUUCCAUUUAAAGUAAUUUAUUCUCGCGUAUAACCAAAGUUACUAUUAAUUACCUACCACUAUGAAAUUUAAUUCACGACACGUGUCUCAGAGGUGGGUGAUGGCUGUGAUGGGGAUGAUGGGUCUCACAAUGGCGUAUGUGAUGCGGGCCUGCUUAGGAAUUACGCUCACGCAAAUGGUCAAGCCCGUGGUGGUGGUGGUGGAUAGAGGUGCGAAAUCCGUUCGGCAUGAUUACUGUCCAAUGCAAAAGUCGUCGUCGCAUGGUCACCCAAAGUCCAACAGGACAGUAAUAGUGGAGGGUGAGUUCCAGCAUCGGUUCGAUUGGGACGAGAAGACGCAGGGUGAGAUUCUGUCGUCGUUCUACUAUGGUUACAUACUCACGCACUUACCCGGCGGUGUAUUAUCCCAGAGGUUCGGUGGCAAGCACACGAUGGGAAUAGGAAUACUAUCCACCGCAAUCUUCACGUUGAUGACUCCAUAUGUAGCGAACAUGGGUCCGAGGCCACUGACAAUUCUUCGGUUCGUCGAAGGACUUGGAGAAGGAACUACUUUCCCGGCUCUCUACACGCUCCUGGCACAGUGGGCCCCGCCUGAAGAAAAGGGAAGACUCUCUACAGUAGUGUUUGCAGGUACGCAAAUAGGUAAUAUUUUCUCAAACUUCUUGAGUGGUUUCAUCAUACAAUACACACCCGGCGGUUGGCCGAAUGUCUUUUACUUUUUCGGCAUAACCUCGUUGAUUUGGUUUGUGCUCUGGUGUGUGCUCGUUUACAACGAUCCAAAAUCCCAUCCGUUCAUAUCAGACACGGAGCGUGAAUAUUUAAAAAAGUCAAUCGGAAGCCUAGAAAGGAAAAGGGAAUUGCCCUCUACGCCAUGGAAGUCCAUAUUAACGUCGUGGAAAAUAUGGGCACUGAUUUUUAUUGAAGUAGGACAUGAUUGGGGUGCUUUUACGAUUAUCAGCGAUCUCCCAAAAUAUAUGAGUGACGUUUUACAUUUUUCCAUUAGUGAAAACGGUUUAUUAUCGUCCGUCCCAUUCAUUGCACAAUGGGUUACGUCGAUUUUAGCUAGCAUUUUGGCUGACUGGCUGAUAAGCAAGCGAAUAAUGACCGUCACUGCGGUCAGAAAAAUUUUUGCCAUUAUAGGAAAUGUCGGGCCUGGUAUUGGUGUAAUGUGUGCUUCGUUUGUCGGAUGUGACAAAAUGAUAGCAACCCUAUGUUUUACUUUGGGUAUGGCACUAAUGGGAUUCUGUUAUCCCAGCAUCCGUGUCAAUUCACUCGACUUGUCACCCAAUUAUUCUUCUACUAUAAUGGCACUAGUCAACGGUAUUGGUUGUUUAUCAGGAAUGGCUACUCCAUACAUCGCUGGAAUUCUCACACCAAAUAGAACGGUUUUAGAGUGGCGGCUUGUAUUUUGGAUUAUGAUGAUAGUAAUGACAUCAUCAUCUGUGUUGUAUGGGUUGUUUGGAUCCGGUGAGUUACAACCAUGGGACGACUUAGAACAACAUUAUCUAAAAGAAAAGGAAAUAUCUGAGAAGGGAUUGCCUAUGGAUGAAAGAUUAAGUAUUAUUCAUUCAAAAUCCAUAGAAGAUGGAAAAUCGUUAAAUAAUUAGAAUCCUGACUAAUUAGACUAACAAACCUAUCCUACAAUUAUGAAAAAGUUAGUGUUUUGUGAACUUUUUGUGUUUAAAAGUAAUUUUCUAAUGAAUUAUGAAAAGGUAGUGGUUUGUGAUGCUUUUGUGUUUAAAAUCCAUUUUCUGAUCUUUUUGUUUAAUGUGUACUGGAGUGUCCCAUAUUCUACUAUUAAUAAUAGAAAUAAAAACAAAUGAUUUCUUUCAAGAUAUAAAAAGGUGGGAAAGAGGGUGUCACUUUGCUGUACAAUAGGUUAUAAGCGGGUCACU
Acyrthosiphon pisum (pea aphid) is the source of this 2201-nucleotide messenger RNA. RefSeq names its product putative inorganic phosphate cotransporter. The transcript is spliced from 8 exons. The record is from RefSeq and is a predicted model, not a curated record. Gene Ontology annotation, biological process: monoatomic anion transport; transmembrane transport. Bases 369 to 1913 code for a protein of 514 amino acids. Gene Ontology annotation, molecular function: transmembrane transporter activity. Lineage: Eukaryota; Metazoa; Arthropoda; Insecta; Hemiptera; Aphididae. Gene Ontology annotation, cellular component: membrane.